CCGCCGGAACACAAAACUUCGCGCAAUUGGAGUCCCUUGAUGUCAGUCAAAAGCAGCUUUGCCACCACCUCUCCUGAUUCUCUUCUCUGCUGCACUUGGCGACCAUAUCGGCCGUCAGGGAAAGAAAUGCCAACGGGAUGAGGGGAUCGUAGGCCAUGUAAAUACAAAAUAUAAAAUGUUUACGAUUUCAUCGACACAUCGUUUUGCUGCUUGCUUUUCGAUUAUCGCAGUUAUGGUCCCAGUCGUCUCCCGUCCGUGUGUUUUAUCCACCACCGUCUCUAGCCUCGGGAAAAUCUACCCGACUAUUCUUGAUAGCAUUUUUUUCGCAAACAAAAGAAGACACCCGAAAAAGCAAUAAAAGAGCACGACAAAAGGAUCGAUCCAGGUGCCCCCACCUCAUGGAGAAGGUUGGCAAGGUGUGGAGCAACCUGAAGAGGGGAUGUCAAUCUCUGCUCCACACAGAUGGGGGUUCUCACAUUGAAACAACACCACAGCUUCAACAGCAAACAGACAUGGUAUGCCACGUUGUGGACAAGGCCCAGGGAGACAGCACACUGGAGGCCGCCAGUCCCUCUAGCAGUGUGGCAGCCCUCCCACUAGUGGCAUGGAGGACCAGCGGGAGUGUGUCACGACGGGGCCAUAACUGCGUAGCAGAUGUACCCCAGAUACUAGAGAUCACAGUCGAGCAGGAUAUUGAAGAUGCUCAUGCUCCCCUGGGAGCCCGCAGAGACUCUUAUUCACGUCAUGCACCUUGGAGCGGAAAAAAGAGACACUCGUGUUCCACUAAGGCUCAGAGUUCUCUGGAGACCACAGAUCGGCGAUCAGGCCGGUCUCGACGCAGACAUGGGACUGGUAGUAGCCAUGAGGAGUUGGAGCCGGGAGCAGCACGCUCAAUACGCCAGCAGAUCCAUGACACAGUGGGCCUGUGCCUCCCAUUGCGCUCAUCCUCUCGAAAUGCUCACCUUCCACCACCUAAACGUAAAAUACAAAUUACUGAGCUGAUGCUGGAGACGUGCCCCUUUGCACCAGGAUCAGACCUUGCCCGAAAAUGGCACCUCAUUAAACAGCACACGGCACCGGUCACAGUGACACCAGUGGAUUCUUCCUCAGAUGCCUGUGGGGCUACCUGUGCCUCACCGGAAGAUGAGGAGGAGCGCUUGCGAGAAAGAAGGCGACUCAGCAUCGAGGAAGGCGUGGACCCACCUCCAGAUGCCCAGAUCCACACAGUGGAGGCCAUCACAGCGCCCCUAGCUUCCCUUUAUAAGCUGGGACCUAAGCUGGCCCCUGGAAUGGGUGAGGCUGAUAGCCGGGGGGCAACAGCAGCUAACUGUGACUCUGAGGAUGACGACACCACCACUCUUUGCUUGCAAGCUCGCAGGCCCAAGCAGCGGCACACUUCAGCUGAGGGCCAUCUGAGCAGCAAGCAACCGGGGCCUUGGAAAGUGCACACCCAGAUCGACUACAUCCACUGCUUGGUUCCAGAUCUGCUGAAGAUCACAGCACUUCCCUGCUACUGGGGUGUGAUGGACCGCUAUGAGGCUGAAGCACUGCUGGAUGGUCGGCCCGAGGGCACCUUUCUGCUGCGAGACUCGGCUCAAGAAGACUAUCUGUUCUCCGUUAGCUUCCGCCGCUACGGCCGCUCGUUGCACGCACGUAUCGAGCAGUGGAAUCACAACUUCAGCUUUGAUGCGCACGACCCCUGCGUGUUCCACGCAGCCACCGUCACAGCACUCUUGGAGCACUACAAGGACCCUAGUGCUUGCAUGUUCUUUGAGCCGUUACUCACUGUGCCUCUGCACCGGACUUUCCCAUUUGGCCUGCAAAGUCUGGCUCGAGCUGCCAUUUGCAAUGGGAUCACCUACGAUGGCAUCGGGGCACUACCAUUGCCCCCUGCUCUGCAGGACUACCUCAGGGAGUAUCACUAUAAGCAGAGGGUGCGUGUACGCUGGCUUGAGAGGGAGCCAGUCAAGGCCAAGUGAGGCAGGACAGAUCCUUCUCAGCUCUCCAACAGGAGUAGUCCAUUCAGCACUUUGCAGAAGUGGAGGAAUUACAAGUUUUUUUGGGGGACGGGAGGAGGAAGGGGUUGGAUGUUCGGGGAUGGAGGUAUGAAGGGAGGGACCUGAAACUGAACACAUAUAAGCUUCUAUAAUUUUUUUGUUAUCACUCUAACAAACAAAGAAAUUACAAAUAUAGUGGCUUUCCAGUGUGCACAUUUCACUACAGCUUAUGGACUAGGUCACAGCAGAGCACAGCAGAGGUCUUAGUCACAUUUCCCCUUCUCCCUCAGUUCCCAUUAGAGUUGUCAAAAGUACCAACUUCGGUACCUAGUUGGAACUGAAAUUUUAAAAAUGUGACGCUUUGAGCGCUGUUGAGCGGAUUCGUAAACGCCUCUGAUUGGCCAUUGUGUUGACGCGGAUAUGUCUGUGAUUGGCUUCAAUGAUCAGCGCUUCAAAAAUAUUCUAAAUUGUCAUCAAUGACGCUCUUCACCGAACGCUUACUCAGAUACACACUGGAGUAUUUGAAAGCGGGAGCGUUUGAAAGCAAGCGUCUACUGCAGACCAGUCCGCUGAUAGACGCCUGCUUUCAAACGCUUCCGCUUUCAAAACGCUUCCAAAAAAUUAAACACUUCCGUGUGCUUUCAAACGCUCCCGUGAGUUGAUCAUUGUAGCCAAUCACAGACAUAUCUGGUGAGCCAUGAACACAAUGGCCAAUCAGAGGUGUUUACGAAUCCGCUCAACAGCGCUCAAAGCGUCACAUUUUUAAAAUUUCAGUUCCAACUAGGUACCGAAGUCGGUACAUUUGACAACUCUACUUCCCAUGGCUUUGCCCUAAGGGGGAUCUGCAGAUAUUUUUCACUGCUUGACUGUGAGGUUUAUGCCAUUUCAGUUCACCUCCCUGCCUGCCCUUAAUUCCCUUGCAUUAAAAUUGCAUUGUUAGUGUUUAUUCAAAGUAGGGGAGGGGAAAUGAAGGGUGAUUUUCAAAUAUUGCUUUUUCCAGCUUCUUUCAUCAUCUUUAGCUUUCAUGGUGCUCUGUCAGUGGUUCCCAUGGUAACAUUCUGUGCUCAUUCCAUGGUUCGAAGAGGCAUUCUGGAGCAGGAAAUAGAAAGGCUUUUACCCUGCUCAUAGAGAAUGAGGCAGAGAGAUCCAUGAAAGAUGGAUUGACCUUAAACUGUAUCUAGACAGCUUUUGGGAAUGCGUUGCAGUGGAGAGAAGGGCUCUGUAAUGUUCUGCUUCCUUACGCUUCUGGGAAGCGAUUAAGGACGACAACAUGAUGUGGUGAUGAUGUGUGUGAGAGCGCUUGGUUUUCAAAAAACAUUGUUACUCACACUCUGCGUUCUGUUGCUGUCAAUAUGUUUUGUAUUCAUUAAUUCCUACCACUAAUUGCACAGGGGGGGUGACUAAUUCUGUAUCGUCUUUUUUGUAUCGUUGUGAAUGGUCUAUUAGUGCCCUUGAAUUUUGGCACUGAUUAAGAGCACUUUAACUUAACUGUGCUUAUGUUAGUGGGUGCAGCAAAGGCAAUACAUAAACCUGCUACACUGGGACCAUUGUUGUUAGGCAUAAACACCCUCCUAUAUACAGGAAUAAACACUCUACACUCACUUUGUCUAACCCACAUUGCUCUAAACAGGAAAUAGUAAGUUUUGAGGUGACCCCAUCAGUGCCACUGGAAUUGGGUCAAGGUGGCUUGUUUUAUGAGACCUGCUUAAUUUAAAUGAUUUUAAUAAUUGAUGAAUAAUCUUUAGUACAUUUAAGUUUAGCAGAUUCUUUUGUUAAGCAACUAGGAGGAAGGUUUGGAAUUUAAAUAAAUGGAGUAUAAUCACAUUGUUGGCUAAGAGUAGGCCAAGACCAGCUUAUUGAUCACUUUAGAAUCAGUCACAUCCACACUUGAAUUUCUGUAACUACAAUGAGGGAUUUCAAAUAGAAGUUAAGAGAAAAGGACAUAUGUAUAACUCUUGUGCUGUUUACCCCAUUUGUUUAGUCUCAAAAAAGAUUAAAUCACAUUUAAGCCAGCGAUUCCUGGUCCUGGUGCCCCCUCCCCAUAGAAGAGAGACAUACAAAAUGUGCGGGAUUGGGGGGCGGGGGUGCCAGGACCGAGAUUGGGAACCAUUGACUUAAGCAGUGUGCAUACAUCUAAACCAUUAAGUUCAUCAUAUGGUGCAUUCAGUGGAUUUGUUACUAACAGUGGUCUAAUUGGAAAAGACAUGUUUUCCAAUGACCUUUCCUACACUGAGUGUCAGUGGCACCGUGAGACAUCCUUUUCAUGGGCCUGGUGCUGAUGUGUGAUGUGUUUUGAAUACUGCUAGGGAUAUUACUAUUGAUUCUUACAUCUUUCUGACUUGUUUUCAAUUGAUGCGAUCAGGUAGAACUGCCAAAUGCUAAGCUCAGGCUCACAACACCUAAACAGCAGGGUAUACAGUGCAACUAUAACCAGCUUUGUGUGCUUGUGUGUGUGUAUGUGUGUGUUGCACUGACCCUGACCUCAGUCAACCGUAAGAGACUUUUGCUGACUUGAAAAGUUUUGUUAUACGCUCCUCCCGGGCAACAUUAAUCCACAGUCUAUCCUGAUGCAUUUAAAGUCGUCUUCCUGCACGUUAUCCUGUCGAGUCUUUUUCCUUGCACAAGAAAGGAUGUCAGGAUCAUCCUGGGAAGAAUUCAAAGACAUGAGGAGAGAACUUUGGGGUGACAUCACUGCAACCACUGUGUGGUUUGAUCUCCCUCACCACCUCUCUCUCUCUGUAGGGUGUGGGUGAAAUUAGUGCAAUUUAGACAGAGCCUCGGCUUGUAUGAUGGUUGUGAAGCAGGUUUCAGGUUGACAUGGCAUCUGAAGGGGCCAGCUGUCCUGCUUACUGCUCACCUGUAAAAGUGUCAUGCUUGGCUUUGCUCCAGACACUCCUCACUGCACUAACCCGUGAAACUUGACGUGUACCUACCUAUACCUGUGUGUACCAAUUUUCAUCAGGGGUGGAGCAUUUGCUCAGUCAGAUGGGGGCAGAGCAGAGGAUCAUGAUGCCUCUUCUCUCCCCCCUAGUUUUCCCUAGUUUUACUAAAGGCAUAAUGGAUUAAUAUAUAUAUAUAUAUAUAUAUAUAUAUAUAUAUAUAUAUAUAUAUAUAUAUAUAUAUAUAUAUAUAUAUAUAAUAUAUAUAUAAUAUAAUAUACAGAUUUUUAAAAUAAAAUAUUUUUAUUAUUAGUAACUGUAAAGAAAUGCAAUAAUGUUCUUGGGCUUAGCUAUAAUGGUGACCCAUGUGAAAACUGAUGUGAAUUGUCUGAGAAAUAGUUCUCCAUUGAAAUUGUCUUCAGGUUAGAAUCAUUCUAUUCACAUCACGACAACAUAGGAUGUUGGUGCAGUGUGUCAUAAAAGUGUGUGAGAGAAACUAUAGAUAAAUGUGACCAAAGGUUUAAGUUUGGUGAAAAAUCAUCAAUGUGAUUCUCACAAAAUUAUUGCUAAAAUGUUCCAAAAUAAACAUUUUGAAGUUUAAAAAAAGGCCUAGUUUUAGACCCUAAAGGUGCUCAUUGGCUUACUCUAUGGAUUAACUUUCAGAAGUGCCUUUUCGUAAAUACUUCCCCCUUUCCUCAAGAAACCCAAAUUCAGUUGUCCCCAGUCUGGUUAAUUUGCAUCCUGCAGCAAAUUAAAGCAAAAUGCGACAUAACCGUAUUCAUUAGUUAUGUUUUUUAUACAAGUGUGUUAUUGUGUGCUGAAAGGAAGUUCGAAGAAUUUGUGAACAAAAAGGUUUUAUUCCCCCAUAUUUUAGUAUCCCAAGUUGUUAAGGUCUGGAUUUGCUGUUUAUCUGUUCACCAGAACAGUACAGUUAAAUGUGAUUAUUAAAUAUUUAUACACCAUCAGGUGUAUGAUUGACUCAAGUGAUCGGUCAGCACAUAAAAAUGUGCAUAGAUGGAGACUUCAUCACAGAUCACCACAAAGCAAGAUGAAAGGUCAUGAUUCUCAGAUAUGAUACUGAGGCUUAGAUUGGCAGUGUGUGUCCUCACAAGAUAUACACCUGUCAAUAGCCUAGCCGGAAUUUCUUCUAGAAAAUAACAAUACUAUGUUAAAAUGUUAGAGAGAAUGUUGCAAGCCAUUUUAUGUGCAGAGCCUUGCACAUUACCAACAGGAAAAGUUUUCUGUUCAAUAUUAUUUGAUACGUUUCUGUACACAAAGGGAGGUUGUGUUCAGCAAUGUUUAGACAGAAAUAAAAGACUGACUUGUAUUAAAUUUUGUUGGAUCUGUUUCAGAUUGAAUAAGUCACAAGCAUCACCAUGGUAACUGUGUUACCUUAAGGUUCGAAUGGGCUGAAGGUGAGGUUUAGAACUGGGUGCCAUGAUGACAACACUUGACAAUGAUUACACUUAAGAUGACUAUUGCGCCACCCAUGACCUGCCUCCGUAUUUCUGAUUGGACCCUUGGGACUAGCCCCUCAAAACACUUGCUGAAACAUACACCAUGGGUUCUGUGGAGUGAGGUGGAUAUCACUGUCUCUCACCAUCUUAUAUGUUUUAAUUUUUUUUUUUAUACACUGCCCAAGGUUUGUACUGUACAAUGUAAUUACUCGCACUCAAUGUCCUUUAUCUUACCUUUCCUUCAUUCUCUCUUAUGUACAGUUAAUGGUCCCUACUCCCAGGCUGUUACUAAGUUGCUCUGUUGUAUUAUUUUGUUUGACUUUGGGUUACAGUUUGCUGUUUUUGGGGGUGGGGGGGCUCCACAUGCCCCUCUUUCACCAGUAGCUGUCACUCUUGGUGCUCUUGGCUUAUGCUUCAUUGUCUUAAUAUUCAAAAAUAAAAGUGUUGUAUGUGUAA
Ctenopharyngodon idella (grass carp) is the source of this 6789-nucleotide messenger RNA. RefSeq names its product suppressor of cytokine signaling 5a (gene socs5a). The transcript has 2 exons. Gene Ontology annotation, biological process: intracellular signal transduction; phosphatidylinositol phosphate biosynthetic process. Gene Ontology annotation, molecular function: 1-phosphatidylinositol-3-kinase regulator activity. Lineage: Eukaryota; Metazoa; Chordata; Actinopteri; Cypriniformes; Xenocyprididae. The record is from RefSeq and is a predicted model, not a curated record. The coding region runs from base 399 to 1979 and encodes 526 amino acids. Gene Ontology annotation, cellular component: phosphatidylinositol 3-kinase complex.